AUAGUGUAAGCUCUGGAGGAUAUUUUUUAUCGAUUGAAUAGGAAAAACCCGCAGGAUUGUAGAAAAGCGAAGCGUCGAGGUCGAAGGGGUUGCGUGGUCACGUGAUACUGGUUGGUACAAUCGAUCAAUCAUUGAAGAGAAUAACAAAGUUGAGAGGUCUUCAAACAUGGCGGGCAGUACAUCUCCGGUUUCGAAGCAGGCAUUUCACGAGACCUACGAGCUAAAGGAAGAACUGGGAAAAGGUGCAUUCAGUAUUGUUCGUCGAUGUGUACAUAAGGAGACGAGACUUGAGUAUGCCGCCAAAAUUAUCAACACCAGAAAAUUAUCAUCCAGAGACCUUCAGAAGCUCGAACGAGAAGCCAGGAUAUGCCGCCUACUAAAGCAUCCUAACAUUGUUAGACUUCAUGCUAGCAUUGCAGAAGAAGGAUACCACUAUCUAGUGUUUGACCUAGUAACAGGAGGAGAAUUGUUUGAAGACAUUGUUGCAAGGGAAUACUAUAGUGAAGCUGAUGCAAGUCACUGCAUACAGCAGAUACUUGAAAGUGUUCAUCACUGCCAUCACAAUAAUGUAGUUCAUCGCGAUUUGAAGCCUGAGAAUUUACUUCUUGCAAGUAAAGAAAAAGGUGCAGCUGUCAAGCUAGCCGACUUUGGGUUAGCUAUUGAGGUGGAUGGUGACAAACAUGGCUGGUAUGGUUUUGCAGGAACACCAGGUUAUCUCUCCCCAGAAGUCCUCAAGAAGGAGCCUUAUGGCAGAUCUGUGGACUUAUGGGCAUGUGGUGUUAUCUUGUACAUUCUACUUGUUGGUUACCCUCCGUUUUGGGAUGAAGACCAACACAAAUUGUAUGCUCAGAUUAAGGCUGGCGCUUAUGAUUAUCCAUCCCCAGAAUGGGAUACAGUCACAGAUGAGGCAAAGGAGCUCAUUAACACUCUGCUAUGCGUUGAUCAGUCCAAAAGGAUAACAGCUACAGAAGCGCUGAAACAUCCGUGGAUCGUGAACCGUGAACGUGUGGCUUCCAAAGUACACAGACAAGAAACGUUGGACGGAUUGAAGAAAUUCAAUGCUAGAAGGAAACUUAAGGGCGCAAUUCUGACCACUAUCCUGGCAACGAGUAAUUUUAAUCUUUCUUCAGUUCGACCUUUUGUCAGUAAGAAAAAGGGAUCGGAUGAGGAACUUACGGUUCAUUCUGAAGAUGAACAUGAGGUUGACGUGUCAGCAAAUAAAGCCAAAGAACAGCACAUCAUUCAGCUUACUCAGAAGUUGAUAACUAGUAUCACGACUGGGGACUUCGACACCUACAGCAAAUUAGUAGACCCACAUGUGACAGCGUUCGAACCUGCAUCUAAUGGCAACUUAGUUGAAGGCUUAGAGUUCCACAAGUUUUAUUUUGACAAUUUGCUCGGCAAAAGAGCAACUCCAGUCAAUACAACUAUUUUGUCGCCCCACGUACACAUGCUAGGAGAUGAAGCUGCUUGUAUCUGCUACGUUCGGCUUCAACAGUUCAUAAGCAGUGCUGGUGUACCGUUGACAAGGCAGACGGAAGAAACACGAGUCUGGCAGAAAAAGUCUGGACAUUGGAUCAACGUACAUCUACACAUAUCAAACGCGACAUGCAGUCCGAAAAGUUAAGACGAGUUGGCUGCACAUGGUAAUUCCUGACGUCAUUGUAAUGGCGGAAGUACUUUAGCGUAUAGCGCUUUGAAAUAAUACACGAACUGAGUGGCACGUGACUACGCAGGACGCCCGCAAUACAUGAUGGCCAUUGACUUUUGUCAAACUAGUAAAAUUGAAUCGCAAAAAGGUUGCUUAUACUAGAACAUAAUGCUUGUUUUAAACUGUGUCAGCUUGUAUUUUAAGAAAUAAUAUUACUGCGUUCUGCCGCACCAUGUAGUAAUAUCCAGCUUUUGGUCAUGCUUUUACGGGAUGUUUGGUAGAUUUUAUUUCAAGGUUGUACAUACUAUCUAAAGUAACAAUAGGUUUCUUUCAAUGCUGCAAUGUAGUUAUGAAAACAGUCAUUUUCUCCAAUGAAGGCCAUGGAAAUGUAGGCCGAGUCCUCACAGUUGGAAGUUAUUUAUUUAUUAAUUUUUUCCCGAAUUCAGGGAUUAUUGUUGCAUACAAUUGUUGGAAAUGUUGGAAUUUUCUCAGUGUGUUAUUUGAAUGUAGAUGAUGUAGGUGUGGUAAAAGAAAAGUUGCGUGAUACAAUAGAAUCUAAUUUUUAAUUGAAUUUAGGAAUUUUAAUUUUAAAAUGUAAUAUUUGGGGUAUGAUGAGGGUUUAACUACUUCACAAAAAUAUUUUACAAGUUGUUCUAGCUUGUUAUUGAAUUACAAACUAUAUGGCGCAAAACAAAAUUAAUCUGUUAUAAACAGUAAACUCAAUAGUAGGAGGGAAAUAUUUGGCGCUUAAAAAGGUUUAACAGUUUUAUUAUUAUUAUCAUUAUUAUUAUUAUUAUUAUCAGUGUAUUAUAAUAAUCUUUAUUGUCAUUGUUAUAACUACUAAUAUAACACGUGUUACAUUUCAAGUAAUUAAGAGAGAAUUUUCGAAUGAAUGUCAAGUUGCAAAACCAGAUCCAAGGUUAUUCUCA
This is a messenger RNA of Pocillopora damicornis (cauliflower coral), 2580 nucleotides long. Its product is annotated as calcium/calmodulin-dependent protein kinase type II delta chain. The record is from RefSeq and is a predicted model, not a curated record. NCBI's taxonomy places the organism in Eukaryota, Metazoa, Cnidaria, Anthozoa, Scleractinia, Pocilloporidae. Gene Ontology annotation, molecular function: ATP binding; calmodulin binding; calcium/calmodulin-dependent protein kinase activity. Gene Ontology annotation, biological process: protein phosphorylation.